UAUACUUUAUGCAUGUUUCGUAGUGUUACUUGAAAAAUACGCGGUCUGUCAAAUUUCCAAAUCUGGCAAAAUAUCACCAUUACUUGCUUGCAUACUUCUCUUUUUGCGCAAUUUUUUAUGUAAGGACCAUGUUGUAACAAUAAAAUAAUACUUUACGUGAGAUUGAUUCACGUAACAUUGUCGAUGCGACCACAAUGCAACGGCGGUCACUGGCUGCGUCCCUUGUGGUACAUAAAAAAUGCAUCACUCGUGCUUUGCAACGUGACGUUUGUUCCACGUACAUUGCCAUGUCCUGUACGAGGCAGGACUGACUGAUCUUUUUUGCUGUUAGCUUUGAAGUUACAUGACUUUAAAGUUACAUAUUUACUUUACAAUUAUUUUACAUCGCAGUAGAAUUCACGCUUAAAAGCUCGCAAAGCUCUCGGUGUAGCUUAGGUUUUAAGCACGACUCUUUCGAGUUAUUACAUAGGGAAAAGUUGACUUUGGAAUUUGAGAUAUCAAUGUUAACUUUUGCGGAUCAUCUUGUUUACGUAACUUGUGAAAUGGAAUUACACAGCUCGAUUGAAUCAAUAUUAUUUAGCAUAGUGAAAGAUAUUGUGACAGCGAAUGCGAAUUGGGAAAUUGGAAAACAUGCCACUGAUUGACAGAUUGCUAAUAAUGAUUCGCGCUAUUAAUUAAUUUACGAUUAAUUAGCACGGUACAUAUGAUUCAUAGGGUUAUUCCAGUAACUCACUUGCGUUCCUGAUAACGGGACAACUGUGCAGCGAGUUAUUUACAACUCCGAGAUGGGAAACGUUACACGUUGCAUCGGGAUAGAGAUACAUUGUGUACAGCACUAAAAGCAAAGUUUUAUUCCGAAGCCUCACAUCUGCCUGAUCUAGGUCUCCCGUUAAAAAUUGCACGUCAAGGUCCAAAAGUUCUCUCUCGCUCGAUCGAGAGCGCAAGAUCCUUGUUCAAAUUCCGUGGAUUUGAAUUUUGAAACGGGCGGGAGUUGAGGUCUCACGCCAAUCGCGUGCUACGUCCGCACCUGCGAUAAGCGCCCCCUCUCCAUCACACAUACCCACACGCGCGCGCGCGCGCACAUGCAUACACGUACUCAGCAAUGUUGAUUCCCCCACGCCGAGUCCCUCCACUCUGCCGAUACCGAACCGAGUCCUGCUCGGUCCUCGGUUAGGUUCAGUCCGUGGUGCGCCGCCGGCGAGUGAAGUGCUCCGUUCUACGCGCAGGGAAUCCGUUGUCGGUCUCGCUGUCGGAGUGGCGCACGAGCGAGCGUGUGUUAAUGCGUCCGCUGUAGAACAGAGGGGGGAGACAGUGUGGGUUCCUCCCGGUGCACGUCGACUGAUCAUCAGCGAGAGAUUUUCACGAGAGGCGAUAACGUGCAUCCGGGGACUGCUGGGUGGCUGCGCCGUAAGGAGUUAACUUCCUCUUACCAAACGUGACGACGAGGACGACGUUGGCGACAAGGAGGAGAACGAGAAGAAUAUCACUGGAUGAGAGAGUAGACGACAAAAAGAACAGAUCGAGAAAGAGAGGAAGGAAAGAGAGAGAGGGAAAAAGAGAAAGAAAGGGAGGAAAGGAGAGAGGAGGAGACACAAACGAAAGGAAAGAAAGAGAAGCAGAGGAUGAAUGGCCCCGGGAGUCAUCAGCAUCGUGGCUUGGGCGUGCAGGGACGUUACAGGGCCGUGGUGGCCAAUGGCGCUCCAUCAGGGCCUCACGCUCGCGCUCCGGCGCCGUCCCACCCCCGUAACGGAUGGCACCCUCACGGCCAGCACCAGCACCAGCACCAGCAGCAGCAACAGCAGCAGCAACAGCACCCCCAACAAUUCGCCGCCGGCAACAACAAGGAUUACCCGUAUCGGCAGUGUCCGCCACGAUAUCACAAUGGGGAUUGCCCUGGGGUUGGCACGUCCUCCGGACCAGCCGGCAAGGAAGUUUCCUAUCACGGGAACGUGGGUGGAACCAGCGUGGGAUACAAGCCACCCCCGCAGCACAGUCCGCAGACGAGGGGCCCGCCACCGCACUUCCCACAGGAGCCGGUAGGCCCGCCGGCCAAUUCCCCCCCCUUGCACAUCAAUAUCUGUGGACAGGAGAACACGAUGCGCGGUCCCAUAUUGAACAUGAGUCCCGGCCUUGGAGCCAGCGGGGUAGACAUGGAGUAUCGUAGAAAUUCUCAAGCCACAAACCAGCUACCUCUAAGCCCCGUACAGAUUCAACCGUCGCCGCCAUAUUACAGACAACCUAGUCAGGACGAUGGCAGAAAGAGCGAGUCGCCAUCGAGGAAACGUCGUCGAAUAUCUCGCAACGGUGCUGUGUCCGGGAUAGAGGUCCGGGAAACGACGCCUCCGGCUCCGACGCCACCCCUACAUACAACCCCGCCGCCCUGGGAAUUUGGAGGAGCGCCUCAACGGCGCUCCCCUCGCAAUCACAUGUCCACCCGCGGCAGUCCGACUGUUAGGAACCGUUAUCAACGGUACACGGACUCGUUCGGGCUCUCGUAUCCCUUCCUAUCAGGUCAUAAUCCUCAUCAAAGCAUCCACAAUUCCCAUCACGGCCUCCACAAUUCGCAUCACAACAUUCACAGCUCCCACCCCCACAGUCUGCAUAAUUCGCAUCACAACAUACACAACGCGCAUCAGGCGCAUCCCCAUCCGCAUCCGGCAGCAGGCGGCACGGGACACCACCCCGCGCAAGGUGCGAACGCUCCUGUAGUCGUUGACGUGGGUCAGGUCGGUGUGUCUGGCUUGGGGGUCGCCGUUAGCGGGGAACCCCUGUGGCAUCCGCAGCCGACAGGUUACAGGAUUCCGUGUCAGCUUCACAGCCUCUACGCGCCCCAUGGAACGCACCCGUUCGGACACUCGUGCCAAAUGACGCAUCAUCACAGUCACUAUCCUGCUACUCAUCCAACGCAUCCGGGUCACGGGUUAGUCGGAUCCUUGGUAGGUGCUCCUUCCAGAGGCUACCCGACUCCAACCGGUAAUCCUGUCGCGGCGCUGCAUCACACGCACGCGCCUCCACCGCCCGUCCACACUACCGAUUAUACUGCGCAUCAUCAACUGUCCCAGCAGAGAGAAGUCGAGCUGGAAUUGAUCGAGUCUCAUCAUCAUCACAGAGUGGGCGCCGCAGCUGGCGCACCGCUACCACUACCGCACUCGUAUUCGCCACCAGCUCUCACGCAGGUCACGACACCGCCGCCCAUAUUCCUGUCGGAAACGCGGAAUAGUCAACUGGAGAUGAUGCAGAACAGAACUCGACGAGUGACAUCGAACGUGCUGCGACGGCCGAGAUUCAGUAGGUGGCGAGGAACGACUCCGCUGCCAACCAUGACGUAUCCGGGAUAUCUAUUGCACUUCCUAGCGAUGUUCAGCAAUCCACCGCUGUCGCCGUACAACCAGGCGGAGUUGUCAUCGCCCGAUUCAGUGACGGAGAACUACGAGGCCCUGCUGUCCUUGGCCGAGAGACUGGGCGAGGCGAAGCCGCGGGGCUUGACUCGCGCGGAGGUCGAACAGCUGCCGUCUUACAAAUUCAAUGCGGAGACCCAUCAGGGUGAUCAGACCAAUUGCGUCGUGUGCAUGUGCGACUUCGAAGCGCUGCAGUCGUUGCGCGUUCUGCCAUGCUCUCACGAGUUCCACUCAAAAUGCAUCGACAAAUGGCUUAAGUCCAACCGAACGUGUCCGAUCUGUCGCGGUGACGCCGGAGAGUACUUCGGAAACAGCAGCGGUAGCAGUGACUGACGCCAAGUUGGCGAUGUGCACUAGCGUGAAACGUCGCAGCCCUCGAGAGUACUACUACACGUUACGGAGAUCCCGGCCGUCGCGUUACUGUUAUUCUGCGCGAAUCCGUGCUGUUGAACACACUUGUGCAGGAGGAACACCGCCGACGAAGGAUGCUCGCUGUUCGCCAGACAAGAGAAAUCCUCGAAGGAGCAACAACGCCGUCUGGCCGUCUGAAAAAAGUAGUGAGAAUAGUAGUUCGAUGUACGAUCUCGUUUUAUGAGAGAAGAGGCGUGUAAGCGGAGAUAUCGGAGUCGGGAGACGGUGCAACGCCCUUUCGAUUGCGUCAACGAGGAUAGCGAGAUAUGCAAUAAAAGCAAUCUAGCGAAGAGAAGGACAAAAUAGCCGAGAGACGUUAGGAUUCAAACGUUUCGUUAGGUUAUAGCAGAGAUUUUUCUUAUGAGAUGAAAAAAAAGGAAAAAACGAUGUUUUAUUUGGAUAUUGCCUUGUUUUUGUUUACAAAUGCUUCAGUUAAUAUUUUAACGCUCAUUAAAAUUAUUUGUAUCGCUACAUUUGCAUUAUUAAAUUUGUGUACAUAAUAUAUAACUGUAUAUGCAAAUAUCGCAACUUUCCAUUAACGUUCCAUUUUUUUAUAGUUUGUCUUUCAAUCCAGAGUAAUUGUACAUAUAUACAUACAUAUAUAUAUAUAUUCGCAUAAACACCCUUAUACAUAUAUGUGUGCGCGUACAAACCAGUGUUAGUUUUGUUUGGACCUAACCAAAUGUAGGACAUAAAUUCUUUUUGCAAUAGAAAAAAGUGUGUAUCAUCUGAUAAGGGAAAAAAAAGGAUCGUAACUGCCUACCGUUAGGCUCUUGUGUCUUUGUAGUAGAUCAGCUAAUUAUUUUAUAUUCUAGAAAUGUAUGUAGGUAAUUGAAAUUACUUGGCACCUUAAGUGCCGCGGGUAGAGAUUGUUGAAUUAUUGCACCAAAUGCCACGUGACUAUUUUACAGAAUAUCUAUAGAUCCGUGUCUCUGAUCCAAAAUUUGUUUUUUUUCCUCUCUCUCUCUCUCUCUCUCUCUCUCUCGACAAUUGUUAAUACGUUGAUUGUGUUGUUACUAAUGCGUGCUUCAUAUAGCGCAAUCGUGGGACAAUUAUUGCAUAUUACACGCACUUUGUGAGGUUUAAUUUAAGCGGUAUCUUUAAGCACGCGCGAAUUUGGGUGCAAUCUGCUUUUACCGGCCCCGAGAGAGACGACGCCUGGCACGCAAUAGCCAAGUGCACACACAAAAGAAAAUGAACGAAAAAGAAAAAUGUAAGGAUAUCGCUUCUGUUUCCUGCGUAUCUACCUCUAAUAGAAGAAACACAAGACGAUUCAUAUUUUUUUACAUACACAUCUCAUAAACAAUAAACAUACCUAUUAUAAGUGAAAGCAAGAGCAACUGCAACUAGAAAACUUAGAUAUCUCGAAAAACAUUCGGUAAAUGGAACUAAACGAUUAAGAUUUCGGGAGAAUAACGCGUACGCCCUAAAUGCGAAAUGCCGCGCGGAUAAAUAAAUUUUUGGUCGAAUGCGUUUGGGAAGUUUGAUACGUUAAACGUUUUAUUAAUUGUGUUUCUGCAGAAUUUUCGUGCAGGCGGUUGUAACGAUGGAUGAAACUUUGCCACACAACGAGCUGUGUGCUUUUUUUAGUUAAUUACCUUAACGUUUCUGUAUUCUGUACCUAUGCGAAAGGAUAGAUUGGAAAGAUUUGUUUAUAUUAUUGUUAUUUUAAGAUGUUUCUCAUGUAUAAUGUUAGAUAGCGUAUUAUGUUAUUGGCAAGAUAUGACUUGUUGAAAAGCGGUUUUCUUAUGUUUCGCAAAAUUAAAAUAAAAUUCAGGGGUAUGUAACUAUCAAUUUUGGCCCGAUUCAAUGGUGUUUACACGACUUUUUGAUGUGCUCCUUUCUGACAAAACGAUUCUUCCGUUCCAAUUUCACAAUAAUCAAAGAGAGAAGCUCGAAUAUGUGAUUACUCUGCGAACUGAAUAGACGUUUUUCAAAAGAAUAUAAUCUGGAGGAUCGAUACGACUCGUAUUUCGGUAUAUACGUACACGGAACAAGAGUCGUAGAAGACAAGCUACAGCGAAAGCUACGCUAUUGGCGUGUAUUUUAACGAAAACCGAUUUGACAGGGGUGCGCGACUUGUGUAUGUUGCGCGUUGUGUAUGUCUGUCCGUGUGUAUGCGCGUGCGAAGGAGCGUUUGCCAAGAUGCGUUUGCUUCUGUACAUUCUUUUCUCUCAGAUGUAGUAGUAACACGUGAAAGAAAGCUCCUUUAUGGUAUCCAUCGGGAUCCAUAAAGAUAUAUUUAUGCAUCGCAUUUUAUAAUUUAAGCUUUAAUAGCAUUAACUGAUAACACUACUAAUUGUGUUUCAUCACGAGAGUGCUGUCCACAUGAAUUGUACAUUAUUAUAUAUACGUAUCGAAUUACGUGAGUUACGUCUCCGUUGCAUUUUCCUUUUUCUCGUUUUUGCGUUUAGCCGUCGUCUUGUUUUUAAGCACACCCACCAGUAUCCGACACUGUGAAUUAUCGUCAAUUCGAGGAGGAAAUUCGCUUGCUAGCUGAUUAGUCGGAAUGUUGCCUUCUGGACGUCUCCCAACGUGUGUAGCGCGUGUCUGUCUGUCUGUCUGUCGCGUGAUCGAAACCCUCUUUACUCCAAGCGCGGAGACUUGGAUACUGGAGAAAAGCACAGAGAGCGUGAUGCCGCGAGAGUCAUGCUUCCUCAUUCUGGAUCUGUGUCCUUCCAUUCCUCAUUGCGUGCCUUUCUGUACACCGACCGACUAUCGAGAGACGGAGGAUAUUUAAGGGAUGAACGCGAGCGGGUCCGUUGUGUCGUACGCCCAUGGAGCACAGAGAGCGUUGAGAAAGAGAAUGUGGAAAUUUACAUUUUUAUACAUACCCAGCGAACACUUGAGGAUACCGAGACACUGCAGAUCUUUGUCCGGUGUUCCGUGAGCGCACUAAUGUACCCCAUCUAUUGUCUCAGACUUGCGUAUUCGUACUUGCAUCCGGCAAAUGCAUUCAGCGUUGAACGCUCGUGUAUUUGCGCUCCCCUCUAUCUGAUACGGGAGAUCUAUCUACGUGCUGCACACCCCCAUACGAAAAUUAGGGUGAGAAUGAGAUGUGUUGAGCGAGCCAAGAUGUGCGGUGUGUGAAUACGGGCCUCUUGCGAAGCAGCGUUGUCGUUACCGCUGGAAAGAGAUAAACUCGAAGAAAAGCGUACAACGCGCGAGCCUGUCCACGACGUGUCCACCUGCGAUAUCCAUUACCAUGUCACGAAACAAACGGCACAGGUGGGCUCUUCAACGCUAUUCUGUAAUACUUAAUCCUCUAAUUUGGACGCUGCUUCCUCGACGCGCCUGUACGAGGAGAGACUCCUCUCGGUUGACGUUUAUUCGCAGAUUGACAUAGUGAUAAUUUCGUUUCGUAGACCAGAACCCUCAGAGGAUCAAUAUCGAUUUUCGAUUCGAAAUCCAUGCAAAGAUUCGAUACACACCGAUAAUUGAUAAUGCGAACUAAUCUCCUAGGGUCGAUUAAUAAUCGCGGCCACUUUAGUGUAUGUGCAUCUACGUCGAAACGUGACGCACACAGAGAAAGCUGGCGCAAUAUCGUAGUAAUGAUGUGCCGCUCAUUUAGUCCACUUUGUGCUUAAGAUUCCCAUGACGACUAUCUCGACAGUGCGGUACUUGUUUCACACUGGCGACUUUUGAUCCUUGAGGAUUUCUGUAGUCAUUGUUGCCGUCUUUGGAAUAUUGAUCGUCUGAGCUGAUCUCUCAAGCGUAACUCGUCCGUGCAACCGCAUAUACGUAAUAAACUAUACUUUUUAGUAGUCAUAUACGGGUCCUAAACUUGUUGUCAUAGGCCGCCGCGCGGGAAGGCUUCUACCUUACAGAGAUAUCAAAAGUCUUGCAAAGGCAACGAGCGAGCGGGCGAAAGAGAGCACCGUUGAUCCCUUCUAGAUGCGUAAGAAGACAUAUCACUUUUUCAUUGCACUGAAAGAAAAGAAAGAAGGAAAGAAUAACGCGCUAUCUCGCGUGCCGUGCUCUUUCGAGACCUCUCUCUCUCAUUUUCGACUAGCUUGAGCUUCCGCGAACAAAACUGUGAAAAGGAACGUGCGCUCAAUGGAUGGGUAUCGUCGAAUCUAUGAUACGUAUUGCAAGUUUCACGACAAUUUUACGGAUAAUUAGUCAAUGCUCAUGAAUAAAUAGAUCUGCGCAUUUGAAUGUAUAUAUAGUCGAGUGCUCAUACACAUAUGCAAUAGAAUUAAGUAAAAUUAUGUUGUUUACACUGUUGUCACCUUUCGCUGCUAUUAUACUUUUUCAAUAUUGCCAAGCUAUAUGAGAACGUGACAUUUUUUCAAAUUAUGCAACAAGUUUUAUUAAAUUUACUACUUUAAAUAUACUUGGAGUUGUGUGUGAAAGUAUAACGAGAAAAGUUGGCGUGAAAAUAGGAGUAAAAAAAAACGCACACAUUUAAGCGUUAUCUGCAAAUGUUUAAAGAAUGAAUUUUAUUAGUUUGCAUUUUUCGCAUCUUGUUUGGUGAUUAAUUUCAGGAAUUUGUAGAAAAUAAUAUUUGAAAAUGAGAAUAACGUUGCCGGCAAUGUUGGAACGCGAAAGACUAAAUGCAAACGAUAAUGAAAAUUCUCUUUUAAUUGCGGCGGUUCUGACCCAUCCAACGCGGCGUUCCUUUGUUUUCUGAUAGAGCUUUAGAUUAAGCUAGUAUUAAUUUAUCGCUAAUACGUACGCAUUAAGUACACUUAAUGGCCAUUGUAUCAGUCGCAGCAAACAAAAGCACGAUCGGUUUCUGGAAUGUGUUACGAAACAAAUCAUCUGCAAUUUGCACUUUGCACUUUGAGGCAAUUUUUCUUGUUUGAAAAAAAGGAACAGGAGAUUAAAGUAACGCUUUGUUCUCCCUCUUUAUUGAACGUUCGAGAAAUCGAUUGUUGAACAGCACCAAAACUGAUUGUUCCAUGCUAGAAAAUCCGCGAGUUGUUUUCAAGCGUAACGAUAAGCCUGUGUACAUGUGUGUGUAAAUAGACAGGGCACGCAUUAUACGUUUAUACA
This is a messenger RNA of Ooceraea biroi (clonal raider ant), 8807 nucleotides long. It is a transcript of the gene mura, whose product is annotated as ring finger protein murashka. The record is from RefSeq and is a predicted model, not a curated record. Gene Ontology annotation, biological process: protein ubiquitination. Gene Ontology annotation, molecular function: ubiquitin protein ligase activity. NCBI's taxonomy places the organism in Eukaryota, Metazoa, Arthropoda, Insecta, Hymenoptera, Formicidae.